Messenger RNA from Dreissena polymorpha, 5170 nucleotides. RefSeq lists its product as uncharacterized. Lineage: Eukaryota; Metazoa; Mollusca; Bivalvia; Myida; Dreissenidae. The record is from RefSeq and is a predicted model, not a curated record. The coding region runs from base 118 to 2472 and encodes 784 amino acids. The transcript has 18 exons. Gene Ontology annotation, molecular function: protein binding.
AAUGUGUGUAAACAAUCAGGUUGAAUAAUUGCUGGUUAAUUUUUAUUUCAAGCGUAAGAACGAUGUUGAUUAAAGUAUAUUUUUGAUACUUAAUUGUCAAAAUAUUCUGACUACAGCAUGGACAUUAAGAAUAGACUUAUCCAAUAUGUAAAAAAUUUUGACUAUCAAAAUUUGCAAGAAAUUCUUCAUCUAGCAAGCAGUGAGGAAAAAGGGAAGAUAAUUGAGAAUGGAUCUUUAUUCCAUGAGUUGGAAGCAGUCCUUACAACAAACUACAAUUAUGACGGACAGGCAGCUUCUAAGAUUGUUUACACCCUAACCUUGCAUGGAGCUGACAUAAAUCAAGUAGAUACGGAUGGGAAUACAUGUUUGCUGAGGUACCUAAAGUUCUGCAGAGCUGUUGACCAGGAUGUGUUGACAGCCUUCCUGAGGUGUGGGUCAGAUAUCUUCUGUAGAAAUAAGGACAAUUUGGACGUGGUGCAGUUUGUCCUACAUACCAGGGACGAGUGUACAGAGGAGAGGGACACCAGGGCUGUCAUACUGCAGUACAUGCCGGGCGUGUGGAGAGCUGUUGCUGCCGAUGAUGUGGGGACUGUCCGAAGACUGAUAAACCAGUGGUGUCACAUCAAUGUGGUCAAGGAUGGCUUAUCAGUUACACAGCUUUCAUUUGAAAAAGGAACUGAAAAUAUCAUCAGAGUUGUGACUGGAAUUGGACCUUCUAUGGACAUGGCUCAUGCAGUAUUGGCAUCUGACUACAGACUGGUUGAGAAGUUGUUGCAAACCAAGUCUAAAAACAUAAAUGUGAACAUCAAAAACUUGGCCGAUGGAGGAGUAACACCAGUCUUCUAUGCCAUGUGUCAGAACAAUGCCGCCAUGGUGGAUCUCUUACUGAAACAUGGGGCUCGACUGGAUGUGCCGGUCCGGGGGGACAGAGAACUGGAGAUGCCUCUGUACUUUGCUGCUCUCUCCCACAAGCCUGCCAUUGAUGCGGCGAUCCUGAGGCACUGCGUCCCUGAAACAGGCCUGGAUCACCUCUACUACCAGGGGAAGAAUGUGAUUUUUCACCUUAUCGACAGCCAAGCAGACCCAGAAUUGUUUGGUGAUGUUCUUUCCAAGUGUUCAAGUUCUGUUCUCACACAGAGGAUAAUGGGGAACAUGGAUGCCUUGUCAUAUGCAGUGUAUAGGAAUCAAAUGUCAUUAGUGGAUAUCAUCAACCAGUUCGUGCUGAAGUGGUGUUGUGAUGGUGAUCACCCCGGCAACAGAAACAUACUCUGUCUCCAUGGCUACCAGUUUGUUCUGCCCUUGACAUCAGGGGAGAGCACUCUACACACAUCUUUAGAAGAUUUUUACCAGCUUGUCAGUGACUAUGAGCGUUAUAAGGCAGAGCUGUGUGAGGCAGUGGAGGUAGGGGAUGCAGACACAGUCAGGGAGAUGCUUUACACUGAGUCUUGGUCAUGCAGAGGCUUGGAUGUCUGCCAUGCAGACUUUAGGUGCGCGGGUGAUGGUCAGCCUCUGCUCCACAAGGCUGUGUUAAGGAAGCACCAUGAGGUUGUCAUGGAGAUUGGCAAGUACUACACACAGACAUGGGCACGUAAACUGGACACUGUCAGAGAUCAGUAUUUCAGAACAGCUUUACACUAUGUGUAUGCCAUGGACCAAAGCCAGCAGAUGAUUGGAAUACUAGAGGACUACGGCAUGUCGGAAUACACCAUGGACAAGGAUGGUAGAUCUCCUGUGGCAUUCAAGGAUCGCAUAAAAUUGGCAGAAAUGAGGGACCUGCUUCAGUACCAUCUCAUACAGGAUUUCUCAGCACCAGAGCCUGACCCCUGGUCUGUGACUCUGCCCCUUCCCAUCACUGGAUUCUUGAACAAGUGUCUCCAUAGCAACCAUCACCAUGGCAAGAAAGGUCAUGAAGUUGACAACAAGGGUCAUUACCAUAGCACAAUGCUGCCAAAUGGUACCAGCAGUGAGCUGAAUCGUGGCCAGGACUGGCAGAAAAUGGUUAGUCAAUAUAUGAUCCCAUAUGAAGAUCAACAUCACCAAAAUAUUCAAAGAAGCCAUGGAAAACAAUCUUCAGGUAUUAAGAACCGUGUUUCUUUUGAGAAGCAGUGUCUUGACAGAGCAAAGAUACACAGGCAGACGAGUUUAAACCCUGAUCAAUCAAGGAAACAUUAUGGAAAUGAUCAUCAGAACAGUUCACAAGAAAAUUUUCAUAUGGAUAAGUUUAGGGAUGAAACCGAGAUAAGUAGGUCACAGUCAGAAACAAACCUGGAUUUGAGGACUGUUAAGGAGAAUGGUACUUUUGGUGGCUAUUACAAACAGGACUCCACUACGUCAGAGGCCAAUGCUAGUGGCUAUGACUCUGAUGUAUCUAGUAACGCAAGUGAAAGUGGACACAAUUAUGAGGCCGACCAGUCUGAACUGGAAUCUGACCUUGACCUUGUGACGGACAAGAGCAAUUGCUUGAUCCUCUGAAGGAUUGAUCUUAAAAAGUAUGGCGGAAUUAUCACUUGUUUUAUUGUCAUUUCUGUUUUGAAAUCAUGAUUUGAAUAUAAUUGAGGUAUUAAAGAUGCUUUAUCUGUAAAAUAAUAGCGUUGUUUCAGAAAUGAACACAUCAUUAUAGAUAGAUAUGAAUGAAAAAUGACUGAUGAUCAAUGAUUUCAAGUCAUCUUAAGAGCAGUUUAAUGUCUAUUGAUCUGGCCUGUCAAAACAUAUGUCAUUCCUGUUGAAGAAAUUCAAAGUCUUUCGAGCUUUCCAUGUCUGCACAUCUAUGUCUAUGGAAAUAUUUCCGGAGAUAAUCGUCAGAGAGGGUAUUUAAAAUGUAAAUGAGCAAAGCUUGAAAAGCUGGCAGCUUUUUUGACUUCAAAGAUAUUCUUUUGCUGCUUUUUUUGUAACCUCUCAAUAUGGAAAGUACAUAUACUUUGUGGAGUGUAAAACAGUGCCAAUCUUUCUUUUUAUGCCCCCGGUAGGGUGGCAUAUAGCAGUUGAACUGUCCGUCAGUGUGUCAGUCUGUCCGUCCGCCCAGAAACUUUAAUGGCCAUAACUUUUUCAAUAUUGAACAUAGCAACUUGAUAUUUGGCAUACCUGUGCAUCUCAUGGAGCUGAACAUUUUGAGUGGUGAAAGGUGAAGGUGAAGGUCAUCCUUCAAGGUCAAAUGUAAAAUAUAUGGCGCCUGCCCGUCCGUCCGAAAACUUUAACAUUGGCCAUCACUUUUUCAAUAUUGAAGAUAGCAAUUUGAUAUUUUGCAUGCAUGUGUAUCUCAUAGAGCUGCACAUUUUGAGUACAAAAAGGUCAAGGUCAUCCUUCAAGGUCAAAUGUCAAAUAUAUGGCAUCUGUCCGUCCAUAACUUUCGCCAUAACUUUUUUAUGCCCUGAAGGGUGGCAUAUAGUUUUGGAACUGUCCGUCUGUCUGUUCGUCAGUCAGUCCCUCCGUUCAUCCGUCAGUCCGUCCGCCCAUCGGAAAACUUUAACAUAGCCCAUAACUUUUGCAAUAUUAAAGAUAGCAGCUUGAUAUUUGGCAUGCAUGUGUAUCUCAUGGAGCUGCACAUUUUGAGAGGUGAAAGGUAAAGGUCAUUCUUCAAGGUUUAAGGUCAAAGGUCUAAUUUUGCAAUAUUGAAGAUAGUUACUUGAUAUUUGGCAUGCAUGUGUAUCUCACGGAGCUGCACAUUUUGAGUGGUGAAAGGUCAAGGUCAUUCUUCAAGGUCAAAGGUCAAAUUUUGCAAUAUUGAAGAUAGCAACUUCAUAUUUGGCAUUCAUGCAUAUCUCAUGGAGCUGCACAUUUUGAGUGGUGAAAGGUCAAGGUCAUCCUUCAUGGUCAAAGGUCAAAUUUUGUGUGAAUAUUGAAGAUAGCAACUCGAUAUUUGGCAUGCAUGCGUAUCUCAUGGAGCUGCACAUUUUGAGUGGUAAAAGGUCAAGAUCAUCCUUCAAGGUCAAAGGUCAAAUUUUGCAAUAUUGAAGAUAUCAACUCGAUAUUUGGCAUGCAUGUGUAUCACAUGGAUCUGCACAUUUUGAGUGGUGAAAGGUCAAAGUCAAGGUCAUCCUACAAGGUCAAAAUUUGCAAUAUUGAAGAUAGCAACUUAAUAUUUGGCAUGCAUGUGUAUCUCAUGGAGAUGCACAUUUUGAGUGGUGAAAGGUCAAUGUCAUCCUUCAAGGUCAAGUUCAAAGGUCAAAUUUUGCAAUAUUGAAGAUAGCAACUCCAUAUUUGGCAUGCAUGCGUAUCUUAUGGAGCUGCACAUUUUGAGCGGUGAAAGGUCAAGGUCAUCCUUCAAGGUAAAAGGUAAAAUAUAUGGCUUCAAAGCGGCGCAGUAGGGGGCAUUGUGUUUCAAGUACACAGCUCUUGUUUUACAGAUAUCAAUACAUUUGGGAAGUGAUACAGGGUCAGCAUUUUAAAAGGAACAGUACGAUUUGCCUUAUAAAUGAAUAAAAAAAAUUAGAGCACAAUUAGUCAUUAUAUUUUGUAAAAAAAGCAUUUAACACUUAUCACUUACAAAAUAUUUAAAAGUUUCAUAAUGCAGAAGUUCUUUUUCAAUGCAACAUUUUUUAAACUUAAAAGCAUUUCAUGUAUCCAAACAAGUUUGUAAAAAAACCUGUUUAAACCCUUACUUAUUGUUUACCUAUACAUGUACUGUAGUAGCAUAAUGUACAAUUUAAAUAACCUUUGGCUGCAAUAAUCAAUUUAUUAGUUUAUUUGUUUGUAGGCUCACUGUAUUUCAAAACAUUUUUAUGUCCCCCACCACUAUAUAGUGGGGGACACAUUGUUUUUGCCCAGUCUGUUGGUUGUUUGGUUGGUUUGUUUGGUAAAACUUUAACAUUUUGCAAUAACUUUUGCAAUAUUGACGAUAGCAACUUGAUAUUUGGCAUGCCUGUGUAUCGUAUGGAGCUGCACAUCUUGAGUGGUGAAAGGUCAAGGUCAUCCUUCAAGGUCAAAUAUAUAGCUUCAAAGCGGCGCAAAAGGGGACAUAGUGUUUCUUACAAACACAUAUCUUGUUUUUAUUUAUUUUGUGAUGUUUUGUCUGGCUUUUAGACUGGAGAACUUGACAUUUUCGUUUGUUUAUUGUGUGCAAUAAUAUACUGAGUUUAACUCUACAUACAUGUUUUUGUUUAAAUUAAAAACUGGUGAAUUUUACUUAUCUUCUCAUUUGUUUAUGUUUUCUAAUAAAAUCUGCCCAAUCUGA